Molecule: messenger RNA, 1276 nt
Organism: Laetiporus sulphureus 93-53
Lineage: Eukaryota; Fungi; Basidiomycota; Agaricomycetes; Polyporales; Laetiporaceae
Exons: 1
Coding region: 1-1188 (395 amino acids)
Source: RefSeq, a predicted model, not a curated record
AUGGUCGCCCUGAAGGAGGCUCAGGAAAAGACCACCACCUACAUCGUUGGGUUGGAAUCUCGACUCAAUAAUGCCAUAAUCAACGCGCCCUUCACAGGUAUCCUACCACCGGCCGGCCAAACCAGUCAAUCGCCCCGACGAAUCAAGCUCCCCGAUCCUCCCAAGUAUUCGGGAAGGAGGUCGUCAGAAAAUUUUGAAACUUGGUUCACGAACCUGCUCAUCUGGCUCGAUUACAACCAUUUCACUGACGACAAGGACAAAAUUCGUCAAGCCAACGCACAUCUAGAAGGCGGAGCUGCUCUAUACAUGAAAGAGUACGCAAUCAAGCUCGCCUCUGGACAAGACGUUGGUACAUGGGCAGAAUACACCAGGAAACUGGAAAUGGCAUACAAGACGCUUGACCCCAAGCGCACGGCACAAUCCCUGCUAGAUGCACACUGCGCAAUACGCCACAAGACAAUGAUUGCCUUCGCGGAGAAUUUCAGGGCAUACGCCCCCGAAUCAGGAUACUCCGACGAAGACUUAAUCGUCAAAAUCAGGGAACAACGGUCGACCCAUAUCCAAAUGGUCAUGUCGGUAACGGAAACCCUAGAUCCCUCCAAGAUCCCAACCACUUGGAUGGACUAUCUGGAAUUCUGCCUGGAGAUCGAGAUCAAACAUCUCCAGCAGAUGACGGGCAACAAGUCUACCGGACAGACCACGGGAACCAAGGCGACCGCUCCCAAGGACCCUAACGCAAUGGACACCAGUGCACGUAUCGCCCACGAACUAUCCCCGGAACAGGAUAGGUGGCUGGCAAACAAACUAUGUUUGUUUUGCGGAAAGCACGCCUAUGAACGAGGAAAGAGAUGCCCAUCCCCCAAACCUGAAUACAAGGGCAAGCGGUUUCAGACAAGAUCCGCCCCGAAGCAAGGACAGGGAAGAGGAAAGGGCAAGGCGACGAACGUGCGACAGGUGGAAGAAGAAAGUAGCGCGGGCUCAUCAGCUCAAAUUGCGGCACUGGAACAAGCAAUUGCUGCACUUCGCGGGAUGAGCACAACCUCGACUACACCACCGUCCAGCAAGGGUAAAAGCAAGGCGCGCGGUGCAGACACAGAGUCUGCCAUAUCAACAUCUACGGUCAAGGAUACCAACGCGAGAAUCGUCGAGAUAGACGAAUUCUCUGAGGAUUUUCAUUACGAAGUGUAGACGAGUCUGGUGUCGCACUUCAGGACAAUUGUAUUAGUACCGUGAGAACGAAUGUACCUAGCGACCAUCUAUAUAUUGCAUCCGCAGG